Molecule: messenger RNA, 3222 nt
Organism: Daphnia carinata
Lineage: Eukaryota; Metazoa; Arthropoda; Branchiopoda; Diplostraca; Daphniidae
Product: DNA-binding protein SMUBP-2-like
Exons: 9
Coding region: 66-3161 (1031 amino acids)
Molecular function (GO): DNA binding; 5'-3' DNA helicase activity; ATP binding
Source: RefSeq, a predicted model, not a curated record
CGUCGCCACAUGUUCAUUGAGAAUUGAAAGGCCAUUAACAGCUUGAAAGGGAUUUUUAUCUCAAAAUGCAGUUCAAAAACAUCGACGAUUUUGUAAUUCAGCAACUUGAGUUACUUAAUCUUGAAAGGGAUGCAGAAAUAGCUGAAAGUAGAAAAUUCCAAGAAACUUUUUCUGCCAAACAGCUCCAAGAAAAAGGAGUAUGCAUCUUAAAUUUAGUUGUUCAAGGUUUGCGAUCCGGUUUGUAUGGUAGAACUAUCGUAACGUUUGGCAGUAAAAUGGCUGGUAAAGAAUUACCAUCAUCUAACAUGAGUUCUGGGGAUAUUGUUGGGAUAUUUUCCAAUUCAAGCGCUUCACAACUAGAAAAAGAUCAAAUUUGUUCUGGCAUUGUCAGUUGUGUUAAGUCAGGCACAAUUGAAAUUGCUCUUGAUGGUGAAUGUGAAAACAUUGACUUAAAUGACAAUGAAUGCUACAAAUUGUUGCAGCUAGCAAAUAAUGUGACCUAUAAAAGGCUUAAAAUGGGAUUGAAUAGCUUGAAAAAUUACCAAGGCCCUGCUGCAACUCUUAUGAAUACCUUGUUUGGUGAACAGGAGUUCUCAUCAGCAAAUGUCUCUUUACCACCGGCCCUCUUAGGUUACAACAAUGAUCUUGUCUGGUUCAAUAAGAACCUGGACCGUUCGCAGAAGAAGGCGGUUGAAUUUGCGCUGAAACAACGAGAACUUGCAGUUGUGCACGGCCCUCCAGGGACAGGCAAAACUACUACCGUAGUAGAAAUUAUCCUUCAGACAGUAAAAGCAGGAAACCGAGUUCUUGCCUGUGCUCCGUCUAAUGUAGCAGUCGAUAACAUAUUGGAAAAACUCGUAUCAAAUUCAACCGUGAAAGCUAUACGUUUGGGACAUCCAACUCGGAUGCAAGAAGCCGUCCAAAAUAGAUCUCUAGAUGCUGUUCUUUCUAAUAGUGAAGCCCGUUCUAUCGUAAACGACGUUCGCCGAGAUCUCGAUGCUCAACUUAAACAAAUGACCAAAACCAAAAAGCGAGGACCUAUUUUUAACGAGAUUAAGAAUCUGCGGAAAGAACUCCGCGAACGCGAGACAAAAGCAGUCAAGGAAGUCCUCUCACAUGCAAAUGUCAUUCUGACGACGCUUACUAGUGCUACGCAAGAUGGACCUUUAAAGCAUUUGUUACCGGACCAUUUCGAUUACGUUGUGAUCGAUGAAUGUUCGCAGGCCACGGAAUCGGCAUGUUGGUUAGCAUUAACCCGAGCGCCGAGAGCCUUAUUAGCUGGUGACCACUUUCAACUGCCACCGACUAUCAUAUCUCCGGAAGCUGCACGCAGAGGACUCGGACUUACACUCAUGGAACGCAUCAUUCAACGUAAAGUGGACGGCAAAUCCUGCGUUCGCAUGCUGACGACUCAAUACCGCAUGCACAGUGAUAUCAUGCAGUGGGCGUCGGACCAACUUUAUCACGGCAAACUGGAGGCACAUCCAUCAGUAGCGAGUCACUUACUUAUGGAACUACCUGGCGUCGGAGACAACGAUGACACAAGAAUACCGCUUUUACUACUUGACACCGCGGGAUGUGAUUUCCAUGAAUCAGCUACAUCAGAAGAAGGAUCCAAAGCCAACAGUGGUGAGGCGGCUCUCGUUUUCUUGCACGUGCAGCGACUGGUUGAAUCGGGAUUACCAGCUCGAGAUAUCGCUAUCGUUACUCCUUACAACCUCCAGGUUGAACUGCUGAGACAAAUGUUAAGCGGAAAGUAUCCGCAACUCGAAAUCCGCAGUGUGGAUGGCUUCCAAGGCCGGGAAAAAGAAGCAAUUAUUUUGUCCUUAGUGCGAUCUAACUCGACCGGCCAAGUCGGAUUUGUGGCCGAUGUUCGUCGACUGAACGUGGCAUGUACUCGCGCCCGUCGGCAUCUCUGUUUAGUUACUGAUUCGAGCACAACAAGUCGCGCUACUAGUGGCUUGGUUGAGUACUUGGAGCAACAUGGAGAGGUCCGUUCUGCCCAUCAAUACUUACAGGAGAUGGAUAAUGUUGUUGUUCCCGAAAUCGGCAACCGUAUAACUGGAGAGGCGGCAAAACCACGCAAAGUCGUCACUCCUUCUACGAACACGAUAGAUAGCAACCAGUCAAAACAAGAAAAAGAAGAGAUAGCCGCUAAAGUCAAGGCCAUGUUGACCGAAUGGGCGGCCAGUGCCGAAUGUGGCGCCUCUUGUAUCAAAGAAUUCCCGUCGACAUUGACGGCCUAUGAACGAUUAAUAGUUCACCAGUGGGCCGAAGAGCACGGUUAUCAGCAUAGAAGCGUGGGAGAGAAUCAUAAACGCCGCAUUCAAAUUUAUAAAUCUGCUGUAACUAUACCACAACAAGCAUGCAAAGAAAUCCAACCGCCCGAAAACGAACAAUCUCACGCUAUCUCUUUUGACGCGUCCAUAUCUGUUAAGAAUGAUGCUGACGAAGUCUUGCCAAAGUUAGCCGAGAAAAUGGAAUUAAAAGAGAGUAGUUCGUCAUCGUCAAAGAAGAAAAAGAAUAAAAAGCAAAAGUUAGCUUCGGGAUCAGAGAAGCAAAAAGUACCAACUACGGAUAAGCAUUUUGUUCCAGCCACUUUAGCUGUCAGCGAGUGCGAUGACAAUAACGUCAAAUGCGAUGACUGCCAAAAACAAGUUCCAAAACAGAAUCUAGCUCUUCAUAGAUUACGUUGCACCGGGGCAGGUCCUACAGAGCAAGCAGUGAGACCAAAACCGAAACCAUCGAUCAAACCUUUACCAUCAAUGAUUCCCCCUGAUGGAACCAAAGACUUAAAUAGAAACGGAAAAGAAAAAGAUAUUGAUGAUGUCUUAUCUGAAUUCCGGAAAUUAGACAAUAUUUGUAAUUACUCCACCUGUAAAACGGGUAUAUCACUGAUGGGUCAAUUGUGCUUAUUCUGUCAACGACGCUUUUGUCUUUCGCACCAUCUUCCCGAAAUCCAUGGAUGUGGUGAUGCUAUUCGACGCCAGGCACGUAGCGUCACACUCAAACAAGGCUUUGUUGCACCUGGGUCGUUACCUGUUAAACCGAAAGUCAUAGAUACCGCCAAGCGUGCUCAUCUUCAACGUAAACUGGAGAAAAAAUUAGAAGAUAUGUCCACUCAACGAGCUGGCAAGAAAGAAGAAAAGAAGAAGAAAUAAAAAGUCACGUGCUGAAUAUUUUGAUGGGGCAAAAAUCCAUUAAUACGUGCUUUUUUGUAUU